AUCGUAUUUACAUCGCCAGUGCGAUUUAGUUCAAGAUUCAUUCAGUUUAGAGAUUACAACUUGCCGUGCAUCGAUCGAGUUGGGAGAAACCCUCAGUCGUCACGAUGAGCUGUUUGGUGAUUGUAGCGUCAGCGUUGCUGAUCUUUAGUGCUGUUGAUCUUGGUGAAAGCAAGCUGUCCCCAAUUCAGGUGUUCAACGAUGACCUGGCUACGGCAAUGAUGCCCAACGAGCGAGAAUCUCUGGACGAUUGUCACCUGCGGUACUACAAGUACGGACUGCGAGACUACGCGGGUGGCCCGAUAUUCAGCGAACCAAAGAGGGCUUCCACCGAGUUUGCUCAUCUGGCCGCAAUCGGCCAAACCCAGCGCGAUGGCGUCAGCUGGAUCUGCGCAGGAACGCUGAUUUGGGAGAACUAUGUGCUGACCUCUGCUCGCUGUACCAGUGAAGUUGGGCCCAAUGUGGUGCGACUGGGUGAUGCCGGGCAGGUUGGGAUAGCCGAAAUAAUUGUGCACCCCUCGUUCAACCGGGAAUUCCCAGCUUAUCACGAUGUUGCACUGCUGAGACUGGAGCAAAAUGUCACGUUUUCACCAACAACUGCUCCAGCUUGUCUGUGGAAAGAUGAAAACGUCCCAUUUCCCACCAUGGAAGCUGUUGGCUGGGCAAACCUCGAUGAUCUGACUCCAUCAAAAGUUACGCUAAGACAAUUAGGAGGAACAUCCGCGUGCAACCGAGCUCCACCUAGCGGCGUCGGCGAACAAGCUAGGGAUCAGACGCUCUGCGCAAGUCGUGCCACCUUGAACGAGUGUCCGGCAGGUUUGGGAGCCCCCCUGCACAAGAAGCUGCUUCACAACGGGAAAAUGACGCCCUUCCUGGUUGGGAUCGCUUCGUUCGAUUCUUCGUGUGAAGCGGCAAAUCCUGCCGUGUAUGCCAGGAUGUCGUAUUUCUACAGCUGGAUUGAGAACACGAUAGACGAGAAGGAGCCCAGUUUUCGAGAAUGGCGAAUGAACCCUGUCGGAUGUGCGUUCCUUAGGUCUUACCUGCGCAAUCAGGAUACUGAAGUAGUUGUUGGAGAGACAAAUGACUCACAGACGCUUGAUGUCAGUAGAGCACUCGUCAGUUAUGCCAGCAAUGAGUUCAACCAUGUGGUAGGAAUUUACUGGCAGAACUACCCGUACCGUCGUGAAAACUGCACCGGAACCCUCAUUUCGGAUGACACUGUUCUAGUACUAGCGGAAUGCACUUCUAACUUUGGAGUGGCUGCCACGCAUGUCUACAUCGGAUGGUUGCUGACUACGGAAAACUACCCAAUUUCCGAGACCAUCAUUCAUCCGGAGUACGUAGAGGGGUCACCGUACAACAACAUUGCCGUCUUGAAGCUGGGUAAACGCGUCAAGUUCUCCACGAUUGUUCGACCGGCUUGCAUCUGGACCUCGCCAGAGAUUCCGCCCAGUCAGGUGGACGUACUAGGCCGUGGCCGUCAGGAUAUCAACUUCUUCGUACGGGACGAACAGUUUGACUCAUUUUGGCCCAUGGAUGCCAACUUGACCGCUCGACACAAUGUCAACUCCGUCAGUAACUGCUCCCUAACAUCGGAAAGCCGACGCAAACUUAACCGCGGACUUGCCGAAGAGCUUCUCUGCACGCGAAAUCCCAACUUCUUGGUUCCCGAGUCGUGUCGAAUACUUCCGGGGGCUCCGGUGCAGCUUUCGAUCGUACGAAACGAUCGAUACUUCCACUAUGCGCUAGCUUUGAGCCAGUUUGGAUCCAACUGCGGAUUCGGAGAGUCCACGAUAUCAACGCGUCUUGCUCCGCACAUCAACUGGCUGCAGACCACUUUGCUGCCAAACUUUCGCGAUGAAGCUGCCGCUGUUCAGUACGUCAAUCCGGACUGGGCCGAAGGCGAACCGUGCACGUAUGACUUUGAGGACGAAAUUGAAGGAGUCUGUACUCAGUAUCUCAAGUGUCCCAAGGUUUGGAACGACUUCUGUUAUAUUAUGUUACGGUUUUCAUGAACAUCCCACGUCACGCCUUUCGUGGACGCUUCCCUUCUCCAACUGUCAUUCAUCUUUCCUGUCUCUCUCUUUCUAUUCAUUCAUUCUUGUCGCGAGUACGGACCUGAAAGGACGUGUCUGAAUAAAGUCGAGUUGU
Molecule: messenger RNA, 2148 nt
Organism: Culex pipiens pallens (northern house mosquito)
Lineage: Eukaryota; Metazoa; Arthropoda; Insecta; Diptera; Culicidae
Exons: 9
Coding region: 105-2012 (635 amino acids)
Biological process (GO): proteolysis
Molecular function (GO): serine-type endopeptidase activity
Source: RefSeq, a predicted model, not a curated record